Molecule: messenger RNA, 3054 nt
Organism: Aethalodelphis obliquidens (Pacific white-sided dolphin)
Lineage: Eukaryota; Metazoa; Chordata; Mammalia; Artiodactyla; Delphinidae
Product: C-reactive protein
Biological process (GO): innate immune response
Molecular function (GO): complement component C1q complex binding; low-density lipoprotein particle binding
Source: RefSeq, a predicted model, not a curated record
UUUUGUCUGGGUAUACGGGCAUCAGUAUUUUUAAAGCUCCUUAGUUGAUUACAAUGUGCAGCCGAGUCUCCAACAGUGGGGGCUGGAGAACCACUGUUCUAGGCUGAGUAACAGCUUUGAAAAGACUACUGUUGUCUCUGACUGGAUGUGUUGUUUCUGACCGACUUGUCCGUUGCUUCCUCUUUUCCCCCAUGUUAUAGUGCUUCCAGAUUGAACUCUGAGAGCACACCAAACUUGCUCUUUAGGCACUGGAGUCUAGAGUUGUAGGUACUUGAGGAUUAAAGAAAAUGAUAGCUCUGUAUGUACCAUGCUCUUAUUUAUUCAUUAAAACUGCACUGUGAUAACAAGAUAACAAACAUUGUCUUGCAAUGUUUUUCUUUAUCCCCAGUCAGUACUUGGUGUCUCUACAAUUGAAAUGUUUUUCUGAUCUACUGGGACUUUAAAUCAGGGAGAAACCAAAGUGCCAAGAUGUCUAGAAACACUGAAAUAUUUAAGUAUUUUUACAGGGACAUCAUGAACUGUAAAAGGAAGAGAGGAGAAGCCUCCCAAACAAACAUAUGUGAGCAGGAAAAACGUCACAUGGCAAACUGAUCUAUUACACCUCUCUUCUGGUAAGGUUCACCCAAGACUCUGUCAUAUGGCAUGAGUGGCUACAGUGCUGUCUUGGCAGAUUACUGGAACCAGGGGUGGCUUGUGAAACGGUUCACCCGGAAGGUCUUUCAAAUUCUCUUUUCCUUUUUCUCUGUCUUCUCUUUCUAUUGCUUUAGCUCUCACUCUCCCUAUCUCUAUGUCUCUCUGCCUCUCUCCCUUUUUCAAUUUUAAGCUGUGUUCAGAAUAUCCAUUAUGGACAUAGAUCUGAUAAUGUGAUGGGCUCCUUGAAAUCAAUAACAUUUCCAAAGAGUCCACUCAUCAUACUCGUAGGUGCCUUCUUUUGACUUACCUGGGGAGCCCAAGGUUAAUGAGAAGGCAGUUUGGGUACUGGGAAAACACCUUCCUUCUUUGUCCCAAUCUUUUACCUAUUAUAUAUAUUUUGUUCUGUUCAAAUUAUGCAUAUAUCUUUAAUUGGGCAAAUGGUUACAGUAAGAAGAGAAAAAUUUUUGCAGCAAGUACUUUAAGUCAGUCUUUUAAAAAAUAAGAUGCAAAGAGUUUGGGAAAGGUAAUUUAAAAGAAAAUUUAACUAUAUACCAUUAUAUAGUUAACAAAACAAACCUUUCCAGAAAUGUAUCAAUACUAUAAUUUGCAAUAGUUCUUUUCUCUUGUGUGUUUAGAAUAUGCUAUCUGCAUGUCAGUUAGUUCUUCCAGUCAAAUAAUAAAUAAUGUCUAUUAUCAAUUUCUCAUUGAAUGGCAAUGGGAAAACUCAUGAUGAAUAAGCUCAAGAUUCUUUUUACAUGAAAUUAUAAUGUUUUGGGAUUAAAGCCAAAUAGCCACAGACUGGGUGUCCUAUUCAUAAAACGAAACAGUAGCUUUUGGAGCUUCAAGGGCUACUUAUCUUUAUUCUAUUCUCUCUUUCCUUACUUCUUAAUUACACACACACACACACACACACACACACACACACACACUUUAUUUUAUAAGCAAUAUAACUACAUUAUGGAAAUGUUGUUAAUGAGAGAAACAUAUCCUUCAUACAAUAAUUUCAUUACCGUGAUAAGGACACUUACUUUUUGGGGGGUAUCCCUAAUAGAUUUUUUUCUAAACUAGUUACUUCAUUUAAAAAAUAGUGUAUAAACAAAUUUACGCUAUUUUUUCCCAUAUUAUACUAUUAUAAGCAUUUUUACAUGUUGUAGCAUAAAAUUCACAACCAACCAAUAGUUUAAAGGACUAUCCAUUCUAUUUAGUGGAGGUAGAUGUAUCCAGUUUCCUUAAACAUGCCCCAGUUUUCUAAUUUUUCACUAUCCUAAGUGGUGUUAUGGUUGUCUUUGUGAGUAAAAUGUCUCCCCCACCCCCAAACUUUUAACAGCAUUUCUCCAGAAUGGAUUCACAGGGUGUGACUGUUUCAAUUCACAAAGCACUGCCACACAGAGCUGUUGGAGCACCAGUAGGCACCAUGGAGUCUUUAAUAAAUGACCCAUAUUGAUCUCUUGUUUUGUCUUGGUUUGUUUGCUCUUAGAGCUUUGAUUUACAGCUCCAAGGAGCGAUUUUGGAAAAUCAUUUAACCAUCAGCUGAGACAAUCUGACUAUUGCACUUAUAAGGUGAAAGUGGAAAAGACCUGAGUCAGAGGGAUUUCAGGCGUCCAAGCCCCGGAUAGCCCAGCCACUGCUACUCUUUCCAGGAGAAUAUCCUAGAUUCUGGGCACAGUGUCUGCAGGGAGGGAACAUGGAGAAGCUGUCACUGUGUUUCCUGGUCAUCAUUAGCCUCCCUAGUGCUUUUUCCCAGACAGAUAUGCACACAAAGGUCUUUGUGUUCCCCAAAGAGUCGAAUAAUUCCGUUGUGACGCUGACUGCACAGCGAACGAAGCCACUUAAGGCCUUGACCGUGUGCCUGCAUGUCUAUACCGAUCUGACCCACAACGAUAGCCUCUUCUCUUAUGCCACAAAGCAACAACAUAAUGAGAUCCUCCUCUUCAAGGGAAAGACUGCUGCAUACAGAGUAUCCGUGGGUGGAGCUGAUGUCUUUUUCAAGCCUCCUGAGAGUUAUCCUGCACCAAUGCACUUCUGUGUGACCUGGGAGUCUACCUCAGGGAUUACAGAGCUCUGGGUGGAUGGGAAGCCCAUGGUGAGGAGGAGUAUGAAGAGGGGAUACUCUUUGGAGACAGAGGCAAGCUUCGUCCUGGGGCAGGAGCAGGACACAUUUGCUGGGGGCUUUGAUAAAAAACAGUCUUUGGUGGGAGACACUGGAGAUGUGAACAUGUGGGACUAUGUGUUAUCACCAGAAGAGAUUAGCACUGUCUAUGCUGGUGGGACCUUCAGUCCUAAUGUCCUGGACUGGCGGGUGCUGAAGGAUAAAACACAUGGUGAGGGACUUCCCUGGUGGCACAGUGGUUAAGUAUCCACCUGCCAGUGCAGGGGACAUGGGUUCGAGCCCUGGUCCGGGAAGAUCCCACAUGCUGCGGA